Mastomys coucha (southern multimammate mouse) is the source of this 2420-nucleotide messenger RNA. It is a transcript of the gene Aicda, whose product is annotated as activation induced cytidine deaminase. Gene Ontology annotation, cellular component: P-body; cytoplasm; nucleus. The transcript has 5 exons. Gene Ontology annotation, molecular function: zinc ion binding; RNA binding; cytidine deaminase activity. The record is from RefSeq and is a predicted model, not a curated record. Lineage: Eukaryota; Metazoa; Chordata; Mammalia; Rodentia; Muridae. Gene Ontology annotation, biological process: negative regulation of single stranded viral RNA replication via double stranded DNA intermediate; cytidine to uridine editing; DNA cytosine deamination. The coding region runs from base 150 to 746 and encodes 198 amino acids.
UGGGGGAGGAGCCCACAGGAGCAAGCUCAGAUUUGAAUGCCAGGGGCCAGUGCUCUGUCACACAUCGGCACUGAAGCAGCCUUGCUUGAAGCAAGCUUCCUUUGGCCUAAGACUUUGAGGGAGUCAAGAAAGUCACCCUGGAGACCGACAUGGACAGCCUUCUGAUGAAGCAAAAGAAGUUUCUUUACCACUUCAAAAAUGUCCGCUGGGCUAAGGGUCGGCAUGAAACCUACCUGUGCUAUGUGGUGAAGAGGAGAGACAGCGCCACCUCCUUCUCACUGGACUUCGGCCACCUUCGAAACAAGUCGGGCUGCCACGUGGAAUUGUUGUUCUUGCGCUACAUCUCGGACUGGGACCUGGACCCUGGCCGGUGUUACCGCGUCACCUGGUUCACCUCCUGGAGCCCCUGCUACGACUGUGCCCGGCACGUGGCUGAGUUUCUGAGAUGGAACCCCAACCUCAGCCUGAGGAUUUUCACCGCGCGUCUCUACUUCUGCGAAGACCGCAAGGCUGAGCCCGAGGGGCUGCGGAGGCUGCACCGCGCAGGGGUCCAGAUUGGGAUCAUGACCUUCAAAGACUAUUUUUAUUGCUGGAACACAUUUGUGGAAAAUCAUGAAAGAACUUUCAAAGCCUGGGAAGGGCUACAUGAAAACUCUGUCCGGCUAACCAGACAGCUUCGGCGCAUUCUUUUGCCCUUGUACGAAGUCGAUGACUUGCGAGAUGCAUUUCGUAUUUUGGGACUUUGAAAGCAACCUCCUGGAAUGUCACAUGUGAUGAAAUUUCUCUACUGAGGAGACUGGAUAGAAAAACAAUCCUUCAACUACCUGUUUUUCUUCUUAAGUACUCACUUUUAUAAGUGUAGGGGGGAAAUUAUAUGACUUUAAAAAAAAAUACUUGAGCUACAUAGGACCUCCAGAGCUAUGAUGCAACUGCGCUUUGUGUGCAACAUCGCCAUCUACUGGGGAACAGCAGAACUUCCAUCCUUUGGGCCAUAAAUGAUGCUCUCUCAUACUUUUCACCAGGAUGGAAAAGCUUAUGGAGAGGAUCACAAGGUUUGUUACGCCUACCCUCUGCUCUCUGAUUCAUUUGAAUUCCCAGGGGUAUCAGUGACGGAUUCUUCUACUCUUUUCCUCUGAGGCUCACUUUCAGGGGCCCUUUUCCGGCAAGGUCACGGUGCUGUCCUACAGUCUCUGAGCGAUCACAAGCCAUUCUCUCAAAAGCAUUAAUAUGCAGGCAAGUGCUGUGUCCGUCGUGUUUUUCAUAUUUGUAUGUGAGAGGGCUUGGGUGGGAUUUGAAGAAUGCAUGAUCACCUCUGGGUGAGUUUAAUAAAGGAUCAUAAAUGCAGAUGAGGACUACGAAGAAAUUACUCAAAAUGAGUUCAUGCUUCGAGAAGCAAGUCCCCUGGAAACAGACAAUUUUCAUUUUUAGUGUCAUCAGUUUACUUACAGUCUUAUCUAGAAAAAGUUCAAGAGUUCAAUCCAAUUUUCAGAUCGCUUCCCUUAAACAUCCGUAAUUCUGUUAAAGGGAUUAGCCACCCUCAUUUCUGAAGUAACUGGUGCCUUACUGUAAAGAAAGGAGCAGGAUAGCCAGAUCCAUACAGUUACCAUGGCCAGUAACCGCCACUUGUUUUCCAUUAAAAAUGACACAUUCUUCCGAGGGCUCUCCUCAUAGCAGCUGAGACAGACCACGGAGGUGGUGAACCUCCGGAUACUCUGGCCCAACACGGCUGGAAGCGGCAGAAAAGGCCCCACGUCCCUACUCUCCUUUCCCAAGACUCUUAAAGGAGCCUGUGAUUUAGAAGCAACACAAACUUCUAGUGAUGGACACCCGGGAGUUGUUUGAGUAUGGAGUGGUUAUUUACUCUCUCUGAUGAAUGGCAACAAGGUUAAAACAGAAUUUCCUAGUUUUUAUACAUGUGUGAUGCUGCUCCCCCAAGUUGUUAACUGUAUAAGAAGGUUGCAAAUAGAAUUGUAUCUGAUGCCAGGAAAAGCGGCAUUUACCUAUAGUUCCAGCAUUCAGGAGGCUGAAGCAGGAGGAUUGUAAAUUUGAGACCAGUCUGGGCUGAAAGGUGAGACCCUAUUUCAAACAGCGUGGCCAGGGUUGGGGUCAGGUAAAUAAUACUUAACAAGGAAAAGUGCAAGAUGCAAGACCAUGGCAAAGAAAUUCUGCUUCGCCCAGCACAAUGUAAGAAACCAACAUAGACUCCGUUUGUCCCUCUUUAUGCCUAGUCUCCCUAACAACGAUCUUUGCUGAUGAGAAAAAUAUUAGAAAAAAUAUCCCUGUGCUGUUAUUAUUACCCAGUCGCCAUUUUAAUGCAAUUAGAAUACCCACAGGAAAUCCUGUACACAUGACCGUUAUUUAUUGUAUGUAACUUGCCGAGGAAGAGGAGAAAAAAUAAAGAUCAUCAAUUCCUUCCUGCA